Messenger RNA from Nerophis lumbriciformis (worm pipefish), 522 nucleotides. The record is from RefSeq and is a predicted model, not a curated record. Lineage: Eukaryota; Metazoa; Chordata; Actinopteri; Syngnathiformes; Syngnathidae.
AUGCGCAGGCUCCUGGAGAGCAGCUGGCGGCGCUUUGGCCCCGCGGGUCGCGGUUCGUACGACUGGGUGACGCCGGCGCCCUCUGCGCGCGAGCAGCAGGGAUUUAAUUGGAACGACCUAGGCGACGACAGAAAGUAUGAGCUGCUGGUGUACGUGGUCCUCCCAGCAGUGUCUGUUCUCCUGCUGGUCCUGGUGGCGGUCGUGGUGUUCCGUCGCUGCUCCGCCUCCACCCCUAAGCUCAGCCUGGCCAACGUGAUCACAUUGGACCUGCAGGACGGCGAGAGCGGGGCAGAGAUCUUGUCGUCGCUGACCCGUAAUGCCGAACGCCACGCCAGCACCAGCUCGACGGGCUCGGACGGGGUCUUUGUCAUGGUCUACCUGCCGCCACCCUACGAGGAGACGCUUACCAAGAUCACCAGGGCCGCAAGCCUCAGCAGCUCCAAGGACGCCGAGUCGAUCAAGAUCGAGGACCUGGAGGCCAAGCUGUGCCCGGAGAUCAAGUCCAGCGGACGAUAUGUGUGA